Molecule: messenger RNA, 1352 nt
Organism: Sardina pilchardus (European sardine)
Lineage: Eukaryota; Metazoa; Chordata; Actinopteri; Clupeiformes; Clupeidae
Gene: rcl1
Product: RNA terminal phosphate cyclase-like 1
Exons: 9
Coding region: 69-1184 (371 amino acids)
Biological process (GO): endonucleolytic cleavage of tricistronic rRNA transcript (SSU-rRNA, 5.8S rRNA, LSU-rRNA); ribosome biogenesis
Cellular component (GO): nucleolus
Molecular function (GO): RNA endonuclease activity
Source: RefSeq, a predicted model, not a curated record
CUUUAACCCUUCACCCUCAGCCACGGAGCGUUCGUGAAACACGUGGAUGUUCACGCAGAAACAACAACAUGGCAAGCCAGGGGCUAACUUACGAGGGAUGUAAUUUUUUUAGACAAAGAUUGAUUUUAUCGACUCUAAGUGGGAAGCGGGUGAAAAUACGAAAUAUAAGAUCCAAAGAUGACAAUCCAGGGUUGCGCGAUUUUGAAGCGAGUUUCAUAAGACUAUUGGACAAGAUAACCAAUGGCUCCCGAAUCGAAAUAAACCAAACAGGUACCGUCCUGUUCUAUCAGCCUGGUCUGCUGUAUGGAGGCUCAGUGGAGCAUGAGUGCAACACACAGCGCUCAGUGGGCUACUACCUGGAGCCACUGAUCAUGCUCGCCCCCUUCAUGAAGAACGCACUCCGGGCUGUGCUGAAGGGGGUGACCAAUGACCAGAAAGACUCAUCUGUUGAUCUCCUCAAAUUAACUGCCGUUCCACUUAUGAAGAAGUUUGGGAUUGAUGGAGAGGGUCUGGAAAUAAAGGUGACUAAGAGGGGUAUGGCCCCGGGUGGUGGAGGAGAAGUUCUUUUUACCUGUCCGGUCAAGCGCACCAUCCGACCCGUUCAGUUAUCUGACCCAGGCAAGAUUAAGAGAAUUCGGGGAACAGCAUACUCUGUCAGAGUCUCUCCACAGAUGGCCAACAGGAUUGUGGACUCUGCCAGAAGCAUCUUGAACAAGUUCAUUCCAGACAUUUACAUUUACACGGACCAUAUGAAGGGGGCUAACUCGGGAAAGUCUCCAGGCUUUGGUCUUACUCUGGUUGCUGAGACUCUGAAUGGGACCUUUCUGGCGGCAGAGAUGGUGUCUCCACCACAAGGGCAAGAGCCCACGCUGCCCGAGGACCUGGGGAAGGCCUGUGCCAAGCGGCUCCUGGAGGAAGUCUAUCGAGGUGGCUGCGUGGAUUCAAACAACCAGAGCCUGGCGCUUCUCUACAUGACGCUGGGCCAGCAGGACGUGUCCAAAAUACUGCUGGGCCCCCUCUCCCCCUACACGAUAGAGUUCCUGAGGCACGUCAGAGAUUUCUUCCAGAUCAUGUUCAAAAUUGAGACCCAGAGUCCGGACGAGGAGGAGAGUAAAGGAGGGGAGAAGGUGCUAAUGACCUGCGUUGGAGCUGGCUACACUAAUAUUAGCAAGACCAUCAAAUAAGCGCAAAGGUUUUCAUCCGGUUGAACUGUAACAGAACUUUGGGCACAAUAUGGGACGUGUCAUCUUUUUUGCUUAAUAUUUAUAUUGAGUAUCGUCUUUGUAUAAAAAGUCAUCAACUUUUUAAGUGUUUUUUCGUUGACAUGAAAUACACAUCUUUUUAUAUACAUA